GUAAAACCCUUGUGUUCUCUCUCUCUCUCUCUCUCUCUCUCUCUCUCAACCCACAGCUAGAAAAACAAAAACAGUAAAUUCUCUAUCGAGCAAAAUGUCAUUUGAUGGCAGUUUCAGCUGCAAAUCCGCACUUGAGAGGUUCCUCGCUCGUUGCCCCAACCUUCAAUCCAAUCCCAGACUUCUAUCCGAGUUCCAGAAGGGCGUUACGUUGACAGAAGAAGAAGUGGUGCAUUUGUUAGCGGAGCCAUUUCUGCACCCAGACUAUACGAUCCCAAUGCUGGGCUGUUUCCGGCCUCUCAGCCAGAAGAUCGUUGAUGGAGCGGUGGCCUUGCUCAGUAUUGUGCCUGAUUUGAAAUCGAACUCAGACGGAAUUGGAGUGGAAAUCAGCAAGGAUGACAUUAAUGUCAUUGAGUUCUAUAUCAGAAGGAAGAGGACAUUGCGGCUUCAUGAACUUGCAUCAUUAGCCUUUUGCCGGGCCCUCGACUUGGCACCCUUGCUAUUUGGGUCCGUAUUGAGUUAUUUCAGUUUCGCUCCACCUCCUUUCCAGCGCCUUUUGGUGACAGAUUCAGCAUCACAGCUUUCAGAAAAGGAUCUCGCUUAUCUAUUGGAUGCCAUUCGAGUAUCCUAUCGUAUUCUUCUAAUGGAGCCCAAAGUCUUUUCUGAACUUUGGGACUGGUCUUGUUUCUUGGACCUAGUGCAGCAGUGUGCAAAUGUUGAGCAACACGACGAUUUGGAGUUCAUAAAAAAUAUUCAGGACAUAAGAUGGUGUGGGAUACAGAUAUUGUCUAUUAUACUGCGAAUGAGUGACAGGGCCACUGAGAAUUUUGGUCUUGGAGCAGAAAAAGCUCUUUUAUGCUUCCUCCGUUGGGAGGAGUACUGUCAGGAUGUGUCAUUAGAAAAGGCUGGAUGGUAUCUUGAAGCAACUGAACUGGACAAAGAAGAGUUUCUUGAUGGAACAAUCAAUUUCAGACAGGACGACUGUCUCCAGUCUUUUAUUGAUAGGUCUUCUGUUAUUUCCCCAUUGGAUUCCAAUGAGAAUGAGUCAGUAAGGAAGAAUCGCCGGAAGGCCACAUGUGAUGUAAAAUCUGUGGAGAGCCCCUUCUUCCUGACAUCAGCUAUGAAGAAGAGCUUUGAGAUGGUGUUGUUGGCAGUGAGUCAAAAAUGGCCCAUUCUUCUUCAUGGUCCUACAGGUUCUGGGAAGACGGCUCUGAUCAACAAGUUAGCGCAAGUUAGUGGAAAUCAAGUUCUGUUUCUUCACAUGGAUGAACUCACGGAUAGCAAAACGCUGAUUGGGAGUUACACGUGCACGGAACGACCUGGUGAAUUCCGUUGGCAGCCGGGUUCUCUUACCCAGGCUCUCAUGAACGGAUUUUGGGUUGUCUUUGAAGACAUAGACAAAGCACCAUCUGAAGUACAAUCCAUCUUAUUACCUUUGUUGGAAGGUGCAAGUUCUUAUGUAACUAGUCGUGGGGAGGCAAUAAGCGUGCCCGAGGGCUUCCGGUUAUUUGCUACCGUUUCAACUUCAAAGCAUGAUUUCUGUCAUACUGCAGAAGGCAGGAUUUCCCUUGGUGUUCUAUGGAGAAAAGUGAUGGUUGGGAACCCUAGUCCUAAGGACUUGAUACAUAUAAUAAACGCAUGGUAUCCAAGUUUGGGGCCCCUUGCUGAGAAUCUAGUAGGUACCUUUGAAAAAGUUAACUCUUUUGCUUCUUUCCAGCUGGGAGGAUUUCAGGGUCACGGGUCUGCUUCAGUUAGUGUGUUUAGCAGGUUCACAUUGAGGGAUCUUCUGAAAUGGUGCAAGAGAAUUGCAGGUUUAGGGUUUAGCUUUUCUGGGAUUGCUUUGUCAGCUUCUGAGUGUAGAAGCAUUUAUCAAGAGGCUGUUGACAUUUUUGCAGCUUCCUCAGCUUCUUCUAUCAGCAGAUUGUCUAUAAUGAAAGAAAUUGCGAAGAUGUUGUGUGUUCCAACAUCAGAAGCAGAAACAUUAUACCCUCCAAAUAAGCCUACAAUACAGAACUUGCUGUCAGAGUUUCUAGUUGGACGAAUUACCCUCCCCUGCACUUCAGCAUCGCAGCUCCGUCCACAAAAGCGAGUUUUCGUAGAUAUACGUAGUUCACUGUACAUUCUUGAGAGGAUAGCAUGCUCCGUCAAGUAUAAUGAACCUGUACUGUUGGUUGGUGAAACUGGUACUGGAAAGACUACAUUUGUACAGAAUCUAGCUAGCAGGCUUGGACAGCCACUUACCGUUUUGAAUAUGAGCCAGCAAAGUGAUGUUGCUGAUCUGUUAGGUGGAUAUAAGCCUACUGAUGCACGGAUGAUUUGCUUCCCUCUUCAUAAAGAGUUCAAGGACCUGUUCUGCAAGACUUUUUCUAGCAAGGACAAUGAUGAGUUUCUUCGUCGUCUUGAAACUUAUGCAAUGAAAAAGAAUUGGAAGAAGCUGUUACUUGCAUUUCAAAAAAGUGUUGAUGUUGUCCGGAAACAAGCCUGUGAACCAGGAGGAUUUGGUGCAAAGCGAAAGAGACCUCUCGGUGAAGAAGUUAUCCAGGGCUGGGAGUCUUUCUAUGUGAGACUUGAUGCGGCCCGUAAUCAGAUUGGUGACUCUGCUUGCAUGUCGUUUGCUUUUGUUGAAGGUGCUUUCGUAACUGCACUAAGAAAUGGUCAAUGGAUUUUGCUUGAUGAAGUGAACUUGGCUCCCCCAGAGACAUUGCAGAGAAUUGUUGGUGUCCUAGAAGGAGAUAGAGGUACACUCUGCUUGGCUGAAAGAGGUGAUGUUGAUUAUAUAGCUCGUCAUCCUCGUUUUCGUAUAUUUGCAUGCAUGAAUCCUGCAACAGAUGCUGGAAAGCGGGAUUUGCCAUAUUCCUUGAGGAGCAGAUUUACUGAAUACUUUGUUGAUGAUGUAUUGGAUAAAGAAGAGUUGAUUCUCUUUAUUGGUCGAUUUGUGGAGGGUGUAAAUAGAGAUACAUUGGAAAGAAUUGUAGACUUCUAUUUAAAAGCCAAGAAGGAAUCUGAGGAGAAGCUGCAGGAUGGGGCUAAUCAGAAGCCUCAGUUCAGUUUAAGGUCUCUUGCUCGUGCACUAGAAUAUACCAUGAAGGCAAGACAUAAAUUUGGAUUUCAAAGAGCCCUUUAUGAUGGCUUCUGUAUGUUUUUUCUUACUUCAUUGGAUCGUCCCAGUGCCAAAUGCAUGAAUGAUACGAUAUUAAGACAUUUGUUAGGAGGAAAUAUGCCUCCUGAGAUUUCCUUUGAUGGGUAUUUUACGGUGAAAGAAAAAUCUGAGGAUGUCCCCGAAUGUGAUUCUUUCUUAGAGAAUUAUGUUCUGACAAAAAGCAUCAAAGAACAUCUGAGAAACCUUGCACGUGCAGUUUUUAUCAAAAGGUAUCCUGUUCUUUUACAGGGUCCGACAUCUAGUGGGAAAACUAGCCUGGUUCAGUAUCUUGCUGCAAUCACUGGCCAUGAAUUUGUUCGUAUCAAUAAUCAUGAACACACUGAUCUGCAGGAAUAUUUAGGUUCUUACAUCACUGAUUCUUUUGGGAAACUUGUAUUUCAUGAAGGUGUAUUGGUUAAGGCUGUUCGCAAUGGAUACUGGAUAGUUUUGGAUGAGCUUAAUCUGGCACCGUCAGAUGUGUUAGAAGCCUUAAAUCGAUUAUUAGAUGACAACAGAGAACUUUUUCUGCCAGAACUUCAGGAAACACUGACUGCACACCCAGAUUUUAUGCUUUUCGCCACUCAGAAUCCACCUUCACUCUAUGGUGGGCGCAAAAUGCUUUCUCGAGCUUUCCGCAACCGCUUUUUGGAGAUCCAUGUUGAUGAGAUUCCAGAAGAUGAAUUAAGUACAAUUUUGGAGCAGAGAUGUAAAAUCCCCAAAAGCUAUGCUAUGAAAAUGGUUGAUGUUAUGAAAGAUUUGCAAUUGCAUAGGCAGAGCAGCAAAGUUUUUGCUGGAAAACAUGGUUUCAUAACCCCGCGAGAUUUAUUCCGUUGGGCUGACCGUUUCCGUGUCUUUGGGAAUUCAUAUGAAGAUUUGGCAAAGGAUGGCUAUUUUCUACUGGCUGAAAGGUUGAGAGAUGAAAGUGAGAAGAAUGUUGUUCAAGAAGUAUUGGAGAAACGUCUCCGUGUUAAGCUUAACACUGAAGAUUUGUACAAACAGGAAUCAAUGGAGACAGAUGCUGUAGACUUGCAUAAGCAUUCACGGGAUUUGGAAUCUCUAGGAAAUAUUGUCUGGACUAGAAGCAUCUGUAGGCUAUAUUAUCUUGUUGAGCGUUGCUACAAGUUGCGUGAGCCUGUUCUUCUUGUUGGUGAAACUGGUGGCGGGAAGACCACCAUUUGUCAGUUGCUGAGUAUUGUAAUGCAUUCAAGAUUGCACAUUUUAAAUUGCCACAUGUACACAGAGACAUCAGAUUUUAUUGGGGGGUUCUAUCCAGUACGAGAUAGAUCAAGAUUAGCUAUGGAAUUCAAAUAUCAUGUUGAGAAGCUGAUGAAUUCAGGGGUUUUCCUCCACUUUUCACGGGAAACUACUAUAUCUUCCGACAUUGAGAAUGCUUCUUCAGCACUGGAAGAGCUAAAUACAAUUAUAAAUAGUUACAGACAAGUUUCAACCUCGCAUCCUGAUGUCUCUCGGGAAGACAUUGAUGCUUUUGAGCAAGUCUUAAUAGACCUAAUGCAAUUGCAUCGGCGGUGGCAGACCCUAUUUCUAUGGCAGGAUGGGCCUCUUAUACAAGCGAUGAAGGAUGGGGAUCUGUUUCUUGUGGAUGAGAUUUCAUUGGCUGAUGAUAGCGUACUUGAAAGAUUAAAUAGCGUGUUAGAGCCACAGAGAAAAUUGUCUUUAGCAGAGAAAGGAGGCUCUGUUUUGGAGAAAAUAACGGCACAUCCCAAUUUUUUCCUUCUUGCAACAAUGAAUCCUGGUGGUGAUUAUGGGAAGAAGGAGCUAUCUCCAGCACUUCGGAAUCGAUUUACUGAGAUAUGGGUUCCUUCUGUAACUGACCUAAAUGAACUAAGAAGUAUAGCUGCAGAGAGGUUUGUCAAAUAUGAACUCUCAUGCAUUGCGGAUCACAUGCUAAAGUUCUGGCAGUGGUUCAAUCAAUUACAAGCAGGGAGAAUGCUUACUGUGAGAGACCUUUUGUCUUGGGUUGCUUUUAUUAAUUCUACUGAGAGAAGUCUUGGAUCUGAAUCUGCCUUUAUACAUGGGGCUUUCCUUGUUUUACUUGAUGGCCUAAGUUUAGGAACUGGUAUUUCUAAACAUGAUGCGAAAAGAUUGAGACAGAGAAGCCUUUCCUUUCUUUUGGAACUACUGCAGGAGAAGGGCACUUUUAAUUUUGUUGACUCACAAUUGUCUGACAUGGAAAAUUAUGGCUGGGGUGAUAUUGGAAACACUGAAAAUUCGUUCUUCAUUGAUAAUGGUCAAUCUGACCAUCUUUUUGGUAUCAAUCCGUUCUAUAUUGCUAAAGGUUAUAAGGAGUGUAAGCAUGAAGGAUUCGAGUUCUUUGCACCAACUACAUGUAGAAAUGCCUUGCGGGUACUGCGAGCAUUGCAACUUUCAAAGCCUGUCUUAUUGGAAGGUAGUCCUGGUGUUGGGAAAACAAGUUUAGUUCUUGCACUUGGCAAUUUCUCUGGGAACACUGUUGUCCGGAUAAACCUUUCUGAGCAGACUGACAUCAUGGAUCUUUUGGGAUCAGACUUGCCGGUUGAGGGUGACAAAGGGAUGAAAUUUGCUUGGUCCGAUGGAAUUCUUCUGCAGGCUCUAAAGAAUGGUAGCUGGGUUCUAUUGGAUGAACUUAAUCUUGCUCCACAAUCUGUCUUGGAGGGUUUGAAUGCUAUUUUAGACCAUCGUGCUGAGGUUUAUGUUCCAGAAUUGGGGCUUACUUUCAAGUGUCCGCCAUCAUUCAGAGUUUUUGCCUGUCAGAAUCCUUCAUGUCAGGGUGGUGGAAGAAAGGGCCUCCCAAAGUCCUUUCUCAAUCGUUUCACUAAGGUUUAUGUCGACGAAUUAGUUGAGGAUGAUCACCUUUUCAUUUGCAGUUCACUCUAUCCAUCAAUUCCAAGAUCAUUACUUUCCAAGUUGAUUUGCUUUAACAGCCGGAUUCAUGAGGAUACCAUGUUAUUUCGCAAAUUUGGUCUAGAUGGCUCGCCGUGGGAGUUCAAUCUUCGGGAUGUUAUUCGGUCAUGUCAAAUCAUGGAACGUGCACCUGAGAAAUCAAAAGUUGAUUGUUUUCUAAGCAUUGUAUAUCUUCAAAGAAUGCGUACACUGGCAGAUCGCAAGGAAGUCCUGAAACUUUAUGAGGAGGUUUUUGGGGUGAAAUCAUUUAUAAAUAACUAUCCACGAGUGCAGAUCAAUCCAAAAUAUUUGGUUGUGGGGAGUGCAUUUGUUGAAAGAAAUCAUUUUCAGCCAAGUAAAAUCUUCAAAAGCCAGCUCAUUGUAUUCCCAGGGAUCAGUCACAGCUUAGAAGCUGCUCUGCAAUGUGUACAACAUCAGUGGUUGUGCAUCUUGGUUGGCCCAUCAUCAUCUGGGAAAACCUCGCUGAUUAGAUUACUUGCUCAACUCACAGGCAAUGCAUUGACUGAGCUAAAUCUUUCAUCUGGAACCGAUAUUUCUGAGUUGCUUGGUUGCUUUGAGCAAUACAGUACCUUCCGCAAUUGUCAUGCGAUCAUAGCCCAGGUCCAGUGCUACAUUGAUGAGUAUUGCAGUUUGCGCUUAGAAUCUUCACCGGAGGCACUAAUUUCUGAACGGAAGGAUUUAAUUGCCAAAUGGCUGGCUUUCAUGUCGAGUACGAAUCAUACUUCUUAUUCAGGUUUUGAUUCCAAGUUUGCUGAGCAUUGGAAGAGUGAGUCUGGCUAUUUUCUGGGUCCAUUGGUUGAGAUAAUUGAAAUGCUGAAGCUUGACUUGGAGAAGUACCACUUACCUGUAUCUUGGUCAGAAAAAGAUCUGAAUAAAUGCCUGAAGAAGAUCUUAGAGCUACAGGAAAAUAACAGAAUGCAAUCAUUUUCACCAAAGUUUGAAUGGGUCAGUGGAGGAUUAAUUAAGGCUAUUGAGCGUGGUGAAUGGAUUGUUCUGGAGAAUGCAAAUCUUUGCAACCCAACUGUUCUUGAUAGGAUCAACUCUUUAGUGGAACCAAGUGGAGCAAUCACUGUUAACGAGUGUGGGCUUGUGGAUGGCAAACCAGUGGUGCUUCAUGCCCAUCCAAAAUUCCGAAUGUUUCUCACUGUUAACCCGAGGGAUGGUGAAAUCUCUAGAGCAAUGCGGAAUAGAGGAGUUGAAAUAUAUAUGAUGGAACCAUAUUCAUUACUAGAUAGUGCUAGUUGCUUUGAUUGCACAGAGGUGGAGGCAAGAGAUCUGAAGAGAUUCUUAGUUCUAUCUGGUAUCCCUGUAUAUGGGUUGGUUGAUGCGAUGGCCCAAGCACAUAUGUAUGCUAGAGAUGCAGGAUCGCAUCUUGGAAUAUGUAUUAGCCUUCUUGAGCUCACUCGCUGGGUUCACUUAUUCCAGCAGCUUCUCAUGAAUGGUAAUAUGCCUAGAUGGAGCCUCCACCUAAGUUGGGAGCAUACGUACCUCUCUUCGUUAGGUGAGUUGGUAGGAAGGGAUAUUGUUAAGCAUGUGAAACUUUCCUAUUUAUCAGGGAUUGAGUUGCCUAACUCAGAUAUACAGUCAGGAUGUUCCUUAUCUCGACCAGGGGGAUGGCCUGCUCCAAUGAAGUUAAGGAACUUCCUGUCAUACUCGAAGGAAUCUUGUAUCAAACAAAAUUGCAUGUAUUUGGAGUUCUUGGGGGCACAGUGUGCUGCAUACAAACUAAAUAUUUUAGUCAACAAAAGUCUGUUGGUACCUGUAGGUUCUGUAAUUUCUGAUGGUCACUCUGGGGCUUUCUUGAAUGAUUGCAUGAAACUCCAGCCGUCAGUAAUUCCUGUGCAGAUUAUACGCCAGACUCUGUUUCCGAAUGCUUUUAAAGAGCAUGGUAUCAAUAACAUGGGUCUUGCCAAGUUUGAUUUGGAGCUGACCAAUAGGAUGCUUUUCUUUGCCGCCAACUGGACCAUUGAACAGGCCACUGAAAGUAACCUCAUGUCACAUGCUCUCUGGUUUAAAUGGUAUAGUUCUCAUUUGCAGCCAUACUGCUGCUUUUUCAAUUCGUUUCUGGCUAUACUUGAAAAAGAAAGAAAUCAUCCAAUUUGGAGUUGUAUAGUGCAUUGCUGGAGAGAGAUUACUGCUCAUCUUCAAAUUAAUGUUGAUGCACAACCUCUACCUCUGCUUUCAUUGGAGUUGGUUGAAUUGGCUGCUUCAAAUGAUGCAUUGGAAACAUCGCGAAAGCAUCUAUUCAAUGCUAUCCACUCUGUGAGCUUGCUACGGCUUAGUUUUCAGCAGUGGAAUACUGAAGAUGAGUAUUCCGACAGUAAAACAAUAGUCCAUUCCUGGGCCUUGCCUUUCUUGAAAGCUCUGAGACAGUUGGAAGAAGAGGUUCUUAAUGCAAUUGUGGAGUCCCCUUGCUUUGAUUUACUUGUUCAGUUGUACACUGAUCUUCUUGAACGACAUACAUCCUUUUGGAAGGGUGUUACCUCAGCCCAGUUUGACUGCUUGCUCAUAUCUUGGCGUUCUCUGAAGAAGGAUGUAAUAAAAUUGCGGAGUAUCUUUCCAGUUACAGUUGACGCUUUUCUGGUGGAGAGUAGGAAUCUGGAUGCAGUUUCAUCCCAGAACUUCAAUUCACCGAAGUCCAUGUUGUGGGCUUAUGGUGGUCAUCCAUUUUUGCCAUCUUCAGCUGAUGUAUAUUCCAAAAUGCAGCAGCUUUUAGGAUUCUGUGAUUCAAUUUGGCCCACAACAUUGAAAUCAUGGAAGCAGUUUUGGUCUGGGAACGAUUGCCUAGUAAAGGCUGUUGCAUCUGCUAAUACAGAACUGCGACGCCUAGCAGUGGAAGGUGUUUGCAUGUCAUCAUAUAUUUCAAUAAGGGGUGGUCAAGAGGAUGCCGAUAUUGUUUGUCAGUUAGAAGAGAUACAUCAGAUGCUUGUAGAAAGGUUUGAAUAUGAAAGACAACAUCUGGAAGGUGCCUCAGAAAAGACAGAUGAAAAUUCAGCAUCCUUUUGUUGUGCUUUCUGCCCUGAGUUGUUGUGUAGAAAGGCAGGUUUUGAUAGUUGGCUGGAGACUCUUCCUUUACUUGACAACAAGAGCUUUUCCCUAGACAUGGAUUUGCUUCAAGAAUUAUCAGAGAGCGUUUUGGUUGAUACGAAAGAUCUUUGUCUGGUUUUAUCCAAUAAAUAUGAGCAUUUGAAAUAUUCCUUAAGGUUCUCACUGGAUUUCUCAUCAAGACCACCCACAGACUUUUUACCUCAUCAAAAGAUCCUGUGGACAUUAGAUGCAUGGACUUCAGUGGAUUCGGUGAGUACAAAAGUUGCAAGUUCUGUUCUUGAAAUGUGGUAUAAAUGGCAUUCUUCCUUGUGGACGUACUGCCCGAAAUCACUCAAGAGCAUUUCUCUAGUUCAUCAUGAUGAAAUACGACCACCCUGUAUUCUUUUCCAGCCAACAAAAACGACAACGCUUCACCAGAUUCUUCAGGAUACAUUCCCUAUCAAAGAUUAUUAUGUCCACUGUCUGAAGCUUAGAGUUGCUUCCGGAAAACUUUGGCAAGAUGCUCCAUCAAGGAGAAAUUUAUCCAGUACCCUUUUCUCUGCAGCUCAUUCUCUUUUCCAGCAGAUUAUAUAUGCUCAUAAAAAAUCUUUUGAGGAGAAUAUUUUUGGAGAAAUGAAGUCCAUUUUUUGUUCCAUUCGGGAGAAUUCCAUUGAGGAAGAAACGCUCCAGACUUUGAAGUCACUUAUCAAAUCAUCAAGCCAUGCCGGAUUGUAUUCCUCAGUCGAAUCCUUCGUUGAACCUUUGCUCAGGGAACUUUACUUCAGGGUCCCAUCUUAUGAUGUCCUUUCUAGUCUUGGCAAGGCAUGGUUGUACAUUGGUGGCUUGCGUUUCCAUCUUUUGCUGAACCCGGACGAUCCUGAUCCUGCCAUGAAGUAUGCAUUCAAGUAUUCCCAAUUACUUGAAAAGAUUUCUCUGCUUGAGCUUGAAAUAAAGGUGAGACAAGAAUGUGACCACCUAGCAGGCAGGAACUAUGCAAGAGACAACCUACAACAGAGAAAGUGCUCAUUAGAAAAGCUUGAAAUGGAGCGAAAAAGAUUGAAAAAAAAGGUUGUGUUCCGUCCUGACCAUGAUAAUUUUAACAAAUUAAAAUCAGAAUGUGCUGAUUUCCUGAAGUGGGCAAUAAAACUUGAAUUGGGAGACAUGAAUCUGAUGACUGAUCAAGUUUGCAACUGGCAGGAAACGUCCACCUGUUUUAUUAAUCGAUUAGCAGAAGAGUAUACUCCAUAUAUUGAUAUAGUUCAACCAAUCCAAGUAGCAGUAUACGAAAUGAAACUGGGAUUAUCAUUAAUUAUGUCAGGUGCUGCACAGAAAGCAUAUCUAAAUAAAGCUAAGGAAGACAAUAUUGACCGGAUUCUGGAAACAUUGUAUUCUUUCAUGCAAUUUCCUAGAGGAUGUGUGGUAGAAGCUCCUUCUAUUGAACCAAACUCCUUGCAGCCUAUAUUUCCAACUCCUGAUCUGGAUGCUUCUGAGAACAUAUUGGGAAUGGACAUGAAUUUGCUGAAGAAAUUGCUGUCUAUUCUAAGAGAUAUUGGUCCUGAUAAAUCGGUCUCAAUCCUUCAACUUCAUGCCACUCUUUACCAUAUUAUUCUUGUCCGUGUAGCACAUUGUGUAUGUGAAUCACUGCUGCUGGAUAAUAGUUCCUUCUUGCUUUUGAACAAGAUAUUUGACCAGUUUGCUAGCCUAUGGAUAAAUACGAAAAUUCAAAUAAAAGCAAAAGAUGAUGAUGAAGCUCAAUUAUACAAGUUCAGGCCUCGCACAUUCAGGGUAGAGGACAUUCUGGAAGUUGAUGUAUCAGCACUCAGAGAGUUGGCUCCGGAUGAAAGUUUGUCUUCAGAGUGGCAGGAAAUGCUGGUGGAACAAGAAUUUUCUGAAGUGAAUGUUCCUGCAAAUGAACGUGAGAAUCUGGAGGAAGAAUGGAACCUCAUUCAAGAAUCUGUCCUGAAGAGCAUGGUCGAUGUCCACACACUACUGUUUCGUUCAAACAAUCCUGUUGAACGUGUUACUAGUGAGGACAAGUUGCAUUCCUUUGUGGAUUCCUAUAAAUUCGGAGCUAUGAUGAUGAAAGACAUGGAAGCUCUAUCAUUGUCUACCUUGGAUGCAAAUCUUACGCCAGAGCACUUGCUUUAUGUAUGCUUGGAGUAUAAACAAAAAUUCACUCCAUUCCAACAGUCAUCACAUGUCUACAAUUUCUAUAAGGAUUCAAAUGCUCCUGAGUUGUCUAAAGUGAUAAAGCCACUUACUACCCUUCAGGAGAAGGCUAAAUCCUUUCUGAAUGAGUGGCCAGACCAUCCUGGCCUCCAAAAAAUUUUAGAUGUAGCGCAAAUGCUCUUGGGUCUUCCAGUGGAUACUCCCUUGGCUAAGGCUCUCUUGGGGUUGCAAUUUUUACUCAGUAGAGCCCAGGCAUUACAUGAAAAUGAUUCAAGGUUCUCUUUUUCCGAUCAAUUGCAGCCAAUUUUUGAUGUGGUUUCUUCAUGGCAAAAUCUUGAGUUGGAGAGUUGGCCCGCGUUGCUUGAUGGGGUUCUGGAGCAGUAUGAAUUUAAUGCUGGAAAGCUCUGGUUUCCCCUCCAUUUAGUUCUUCAUCGUCAACCUUCUGGUAACAUUGUUCAUGAUAAUCUAUCUACCAUUCAAAGCUUAGAGGAGUUUGUUCAAACAGCCAGUGUAGGAGAAUUCAAGAAACGCCUCGAACUUCUUGUUGCUUUUCAUGGACAGCUCAAUACCAGUAUCUGCUUGAAAGCAAAUUCAAGCAUGCACUUGUUGGAAAAUUUGAAGAUUCUUUACAAUGUUUUCGGAUAUUACAUACAAUUCUUGCCUUUAAUUUCAGAGCACAUAACUGCUAGCAGACAAAGUGUAGAAAAGGAUUUGAAAGAUGUCUUGAAGCUUAGCCAGUGGGAGCUUCACCGUUGCAACUUGUCAAUUGAGUCCUCCAAAAGGACUCGUCAGAAGCUUCGAAAGCUUAUACAGAAAUUCAAUGACAUGUUACAACAACCAGUAAUGAUUCUUCUCAACCAAGAGAUGCAAAAGAUUAUCAAAGUUCCAACCUUGCUUGUAACAAAGCUCUCUGAUGAUAUUCAUGACAUGAAUGUGGAGCUGUUGCCAAACGCAAAUGGUCUACCACAGUUCAGUGAUGCAGAAAGGUCUGUAUGGUAUGAUGACUGGAGAAAGAAAAUUGAUUCUGCUUUGCAAAACCCAUGCUUUGGAAGGACAUCCGAAUUUGAUUUCCCAUUUGCGUGCAUUUUUAGGGAUCACAAAGAGAUGGUAAAUAUCAUCAGGCAAUUGCUUUCUUCUGCAUGUGCACGCCAAAUGUAUCAGGAUGGAUGGGUUUUACUUGAAAAUAUUUGCAGGAUUGCAACAGAAUGUGCUCAUCUAUGGAAGCCUGAAAUUAAGAAUCUUAAAAAGAGGAGGGCCCUAGCUGACCUUCUCAAGGUCUUAGAAAGAUGUGGGUUGCAUAAAUCUUUGAUUUCGGAGGGAGAGUUCAAUUCCAGCUCAAGUGGCUGGUUUCUUCAACCUGCAUAUGAUGUGCAGCAUUUACUGCUACCACAAAAUGCCGUUGCUACUCGUUCUAGCCAUUUAUGUGAGCUUACAAAUGAGAAGUGUGAUUCAAACUGGGAAAUAGCAAAUCAGUACUACUACAAAAGCAUGGCAAUGGUGCAGCAGCUACGUCAGAUUCAUCUAAAUUUCCACAAAGAUUUGGGUCUAGAACAAGCCAACCGAUCAGCUUCUUUCCUCAACCAUCUGAUUGUAAUACUGCGGGAUCAGCGUUUUGUUGCUUAUGGCUUUGCUGAGCAGCUGAAGAAAUUGAGGAAACAUGCGUAUUCAUUAAAAGAAUUAGACCAAGGCAGUGAUAGAAAGUGUUCUGUCACCCCCAACCAGCAUGCCACUCAUAAAUGUAUGUGGCUACAAAAGCAACUAUUUGACAGCUUGUGCUCCUUGUCAAAGGACACAUCUUUGCUGCUGAAGACAGUUGAAAAUACUCAUUUAAAUACUUGCAACAGUGUGAAGGCUGAAGUCAACAAAAUUAUUGUUUUCCUUGACAAGUUCAUUUCAAGAUUUCAGAAAUCUAAGGAUUUACUAGAUCAGCACCUUCUUGGUAGUACUGGAGUUAUUACCACACCUGUUGCAUGCAUGCCUCUCUUUGUUGUUUCAGAACAAAUGGAGCAAUUAGUAAUACAAAACUUCAAAGUUAUUAAUGAUUUUGAGGAGGAUCUCCAAACUUUCUGCUUGAAAGCUUAUAACGAAAGAUCUGCAGAAGAGCCUCUGCUGGGUCAUUUUAGAGGCAUCAUUGAGAGGGGGAAGGUGAUAAUGGAAGGAUUUCAUUCUGAACUGGAGCAUGCAAAGCAAUCUGGCAGCCUUUGUGAAGAGGGAGCUUCCUCUGCAGAGAACUUUGGUAAACUUGAUGUUUCAUUUUCUGAACCAUAUGAGGAAACUAUAAAACAGAUUGUGGACGCAUUUAAAAAGCUUGGCUUGUUGAAUAAAUCAAUUACUCCUGAUGAGGAUCCAUUGAGUGUGAAGAUAACGUCGUGGAAAGUUGUUUUCGAGUCACACAUAAAAGCUCUACAUUUGGACCUUAUAUAUGAUGCACUUAGUAGAACAGUCAUUGCUGCGGGCAAACUGGUAAACAAUGGAGGGCAUAAACAACCAAAAUUAUGCUCACAAGUGCAAACAUACUUAAUGCAUCUUGAUGCGCUGCUGGACACGGUCUUAACAUUUGGGGAUGGUCUCAUGUUUGAGCUUUUAGCCAUACACAAGACGGUAGCAGAAAUGACUUACAUGCUUGCAUGUAUGUUCACCUCCAUAUUUUCCAAAGGGUAUGGUACUGCAGAGGGCAAAGUAGAUGAUGCCAGUGGUAAUAUGCCUCAAGAUGCAACUGGAACAGGCAUGGGAGAGGGUGAAGGAGUGAAUGACGUAAGUGAUCAGAUCGAUGAUGAAGAUCAGCUUCUUGGGACUUCUGAGAAGAGUGAAGGACUAGAUACCUCUGAUGAAGCCCCUGGUAAGGAUGGCAAAGGCAUAGAGAUGGAACAGGAUUUUGCGGCAGAUACAUUUAGUGUCAGUGAGGACUCGGGAGAUGAUGACAGUGAAGAAGAUGACGAGGAUUUGAACCUUGACUCUGUGAUGGGAGAAUCCUCAAAUGGUAAAGAAAUAGUUGAUGAAAAGCUUUGGGAUAAGGAGGAAGAUGGGAAUCCUGAUAACACCUCAGAAAAGUAUGAAUCUGGUCCAUCUGUUGAAGAAAAGGAUUCUAGCUCUAGGGAACUUAGAGCCAAAGAGGAUAAUGCCACUGCUCCCAAUGAAUCUGGAGAUUUGAACAACGAGGAGUCGAACAGGCAAAGUGACGGUGAUGAGAACCCUGAUGUUGGCAAUGAUGAUGAAAAACCCAGCGACAUGAAGAUGGACAAAGAAUUGGCGUUUGAGGAUCCUUCAGGAAUACAGCUGAAUGAGAAGGAUCAAGAUUUUGAAGAAAAUAUGAACAUGGAUGAACCUGAAGGUUCUGAUAACAUGGAAGAAGCAGAAUCAGAACCUGAUGGAACUGCUGAGGAUAGAGGUGAUGAAGAUGGCAAGACAAACCCCACAGAUGAUAUCGUGGAUGAACAAUGUUCUGGACAAUCAGAUGGGGAUGUUGUGAAUGAUGAGGCAGUCAAGGAGCAAGCUGAGAAUACCGAUAUCAACUUGGUGGAAAAUGAGUUGAUUGAACCAGGAAAGUCAGACCCCACUGAUGAUCCCAUAUUAAGUGGUGAUUCUACGCAGCCAAUCAAUGAUGCGAGCGCAGCAGAUGCGAGCAUGGCACCAGAGAGACACUGGUCUAACAGUAGCGACCCGAGAAAUGGCCUUGCUCCUUCGAAAGGCUUAUCUAAUGAUGUUCCUGAGAUGGAAAUAACUGUGCCCAACUCAAGUAAGGGUGGUAAGUUGACAGUUGAUGGACCAAAGGCUCAGUCUCCAUGUGAUGAUACCUUGUCAGUGCAAAGAAACCAUUCAAAUCCUUUUCGGAGUAUAGGGGAUGCCCUGGAGGAAUGGAAAGAAAGAAUCAAAAUAACUGCUGAUUCACAGGAGCAUGACAUGCAGGCUUCUGAUGAUAUGGAAGAUGAGAAUGCAGACGAGUAUCAGUUUGUUUCUGAGUUAGAGAAGGGCACUUCUCAAGCGCUGGGACCUGCAACUUCUGAUCAGAUUGAUCGGAAUAUCAAGGGUGACAAGCCCAAUGUAGAUGAAGAUAACAAAGAACAGAGAGAAUAUCUCGAUGAAAUGGCGGUUGAAAAGGAAGAUUCCGAACUAUGCCAUUCUAGCAAAGCCAGUGCUUCUACACAAAGACAGAAAAUGAACGAGCAAGUGCAAGAAAGAGCACUCACUGAUGACGCACCUGUGGAGGAAGUGGAGGUUGACAAUCAUCCUUCUAACCAGUCUGGGAAUUUGGUCUUGAUAAAAAACUACGUGGACGAAAAGAUACUGCAGCUGAGUAACCUCACAAUGAAUGACCAGGAGUUUGGGAGAAUAAAGAACAUUGAAGAUGUAUCUGCUGAUAUGGAAGAUUGGGCUACUGCACUUUGGAGACGAUAUGAACUGACAACGACAAGGCUGUCUCAGGAGUUGGCUGAGCAGUUGCGUUUGGUUAUGGAACCUACUCAAGCAAGCAAACUCCAAGGGGACUAUAGAACUGGCAAGCGGAUAAACAUGAAAAAGGUUAUCCCAUACAUAGCAAGCCAUUACCGGAAAGACAAGAUAUGGCUGAGACGGACCAGACCUAAUAAACGGGCCUAUCAAGUCGUCGUUGCUGUUGAUGACUCCCGCAGUAUGUCUGAAAGCCGUUGUGGUGAUGUUGCUGUCGAAGCUUUGGUUACGGUAUGCCGUGCCAUGUCACAACUGGAAGUGGGGCAGCUAGCAGCUGUGAGCUUUGGCGCACAGGGAAAUGUGAGACUACUUCAUGACUUUGAUCAGCCAUUUACUGGUGAAGCUGGUAUCAAGAUGAUCUCAAGCUUGACAUUCAAGCAAGACAAUACAAUAGCAGACGAGCCAAUGGUUAAUCUGUUAAAGGAAUUGAACAAAAUGCUGGAUACAGCCGUGGCAAAUGCUCGCCUUCCAACCGGACAAAACCCACUCCAGCAACUCGUUUUGAUCAUAGCCGAUGGUCGAUUCCAUGAAAAGGAGAACUUGAAGCGCUGUGUGAGGGAUGUUUUGACCAGGAAGCGAAUGGUUGCUUUUCUACUCCUCGACAGCCCUCAAGAAUCUAUCAUGGACCUUAUGGAAGCAUCAUUUCAGGGUGAAACCCUUACAUUUUCCAAGUAUUUAAAUUCAUUUCCCUUCCCAUACUACAUCGUAUUGAAGAACAUAGAAGCACUUCCAAGGACACUGUCUGAUUUACUGAGACAGUGGUUUGAGCUUAUGCAGAAUACAGGGGAGUAAAUACAUAACUAUUGCAGUUGCUGGAAUCAAAUACCUGUAGAAAUGAAGACAUCUAAACCCAGCAUUAAUGGUUGAAGUGCAUUCCUUUUCAAAGUGAAAUUCAAGUCACGAUCAUUUGAUGGUUCUUCCACCAGAAAAAGAAAAAUACCGUCAUCAUCCCAAACAUAUACAUGUAUAUAGAUUGAAGACAAACCACAAUAGUGAGGAAAAAAGAAGUGAGAAAUGAAAUAUAAGAACUACAGAGAUCUAACCAUGGUAGGGAGUUUGCCACUGUGGCAUGUAAUUGUUUAUUAUUGAUUUGCUACAUGCUGCUGGGAUGUGAUGUUAUUGUUCACAACAAUGUCUUCAGUUUGUUUAAGGCCCCCAAAAAAGGGCUUCUUUUCUGUGCUGCUCUCAUUUCUUUAGGACAUGUUUGGAUAUGUGGAAUCCAAGGGGAGAAAAGUAAAAUAACGAUUAUCAAAUGAUGAUUUCCAUAAGAACUAUUGAAACAUGCAUUCCAGUUUUUGA
Magnolia sinica is the source of this 16978-nucleotide messenger RNA. Its product is annotated as midasin. Lineage: Eukaryota; Viridiplantae; Streptophyta; Magnoliopsida; Magnoliales; Magnoliaceae. The record is from RefSeq and is a predicted model, not a curated record. The transcript is spliced from 78 exons. The coding region runs from base 95 to 16471 and encodes 5458 amino acids. Gene Ontology annotation, molecular function: ATP hydrolysis activity; ATP binding. Gene Ontology annotation, biological process: rRNA processing; ribosomal large subunit assembly. Gene Ontology annotation, cellular component: nucleus; preribosome, large subunit precursor.